AUGACAACUCAAUAUCAGACCAAUGUUACUCUCACACAGGGGUUAUUGGAAAGAGCAAUUUUUGUAGCUCUGACUACCACACCAUGCUGUCUGUUUCUCUACAUUAAUGGCACCAUGUUAUACACCUUGAGGAGUAAAUCUGUGUUUCGUGAGACCUCUCGUUACAUUCUUCUGUAUAACCUCCUUUUUGCAGACACUGCAGUAAUCAUGCAGGGUCAGAUACUGUACAUAUUGGCUGCUUGUGCCAUAACAUUGACAUAUCCUGUGUGUGGUGUUCUCACAAUGCUCUCCAAAAUCACAAAUGAAAUCUCCCCUCUCACACUGCUGGUGAUGUGUCUGGAAAGAUAUGUAGCUGUGUGCUACCCACUGAGGCACGCUACUAUCAUCACAAUCAGAAACACAGGGUUGGCUAUUGUUGUGAUCUGGGCCUUUUGUUCAUUGAAUGUCCUCACUGCAGUUUUUAUGCUAUUGAAUUUCUCUUUUGAAGACCAGCAGAACCGGCAGAUGAAAGACUAUUGUCGCAGAGAAAUAAUGUUUCUUAAUCCAGUGUCUGAUCUUUAUGACAAAGUCUACACUUAUAUUCUGUUUUGUUCAGCUGGUGUGGUAGUCAGUUUCUCCUAUAUUGGUGUGAUGGUAGCUGCCAGGUCAGCGACUACAGACAAAGCUUCAGCCCAAAAGGCUAGUAAGACACUGCUGCUGCAUCUGGUGCAGCUGGGCCUCAUUCUCCUGUCAGCUCUACACACCCCAUUGAUCCAAGCUAUCUCAAAAGUUGUAGAUGCAAUAACGUUUGACCGUCUCCACAUUGUCCAUUAUGUUUUUAUUAUAAUCCUUCCAAGAUGUCUAAGUUCUCUCAUCUAUGGAAUCAGAGACCAGACUAUCAGACCUAUCCUCAUGAAAAAUCUCUGCUGUCAGUGGCAACUUUCAUUUUCUGUCUCAGUCGUUCCAGCAAAGGCAAAACUCCACAGGUAG
Molecule: messenger RNA, 969 nt
Organism: Larimichthys crocea (large yellow croaker)
Lineage: Eukaryota; Metazoa; Chordata; Actinopteri; Sciaenidae
Product: odorant receptor 131-2
Exons: 1
Coding region: 1-969 (322 amino acids)
Biological process (GO): detection of chemical stimulus involved in sensory perception of smell; G protein-coupled receptor signaling pathway
Cellular component (GO): membrane
Molecular function (GO): olfactory receptor activity; odorant binding; G protein-coupled receptor activity
Source: RefSeq, a predicted model, not a curated record